Messenger RNA from Carassius auratus (goldfish), 1100 nucleotides. Its product is annotated as macrophage mannose receptor 1-like. The transcript is spliced from 4 exons. The coding region runs from base 21 to 1013 and encodes 330 amino acids. NCBI's taxonomy places the organism in Eukaryota, Metazoa, Chordata, Actinopteri, Cypriniformes, Cyprinidae. The record is from RefSeq and is a predicted model, not a curated record.
AACAAACCUGUGAAGACAAGAUGAUACAGAACAAGAUUCAACUGGUUGUUUUUCUCGCAGGAAUCCUGUCCAAGGCUUCAUGUGAUCUGUAUCAAAUCAUCCUGAUCCAAGAGCCAAAGACCUGGACAGAAGCACAAUCCUACUGCAGAGAGAAUUACACGGAUCUGGCAACGGUUCAGAGCGAUGAAGACAGAGCCAAACUAAAGGAGGCAGCAAACGCUGUGAACUUUCAGUCUCUGGCCUGGAUCGGUUUCUACAGAGAGGUGUGGCAUUGGUCAUAUCAAAACACACCGAUCAGUUAUGUGACGUGGGAUACUGGGAAUCCAGACGUACCCGUCACAGACGAGGCCUGUGUGGGUGAAAAACCCAGUGGACAAUGGGGUGACAGAUACUGCACUGACCAAUACAAUUUUUUUUGCCAAACUGACAAACAGGACACACUUCAGAACAAGUUUAAGUUAAUUGGAACGAACAUGAACUGGUAUGAUGCUCAAAUUUACUGCAGAACAAACUACGUAGACCUUGCCACCAUUUCAGACAACACAGAGAACACGUUCCUCGCAAAAGUUCUUUCUGACUUGGGCAUCUUGUAUGUUUGGAUCGGCCUGCACAGGACCACACUGAUCCCAUCGAUCCCAUGGCAGUGGUCAGAUAAAAGCAGUGUAUCAUUGUCCUCUGUGAAAUGGGUGUCUGGGCAGCCUGAUGUGAAUGGAAACAAGGAUUGUGCAAAAGCCAGUACUGGAGGAUUGAUGUCUGAUGACUCCUGCUUGACUCCAUUGCCUUUCUACUGCCGCGAAUUCAAGAAAAAAAUACAGCGUGUGAGAUUCACAAUCACAUCAGACGGACAACUGGACAAAUCUGUAGUGAUGGAGGCCAUAGAGAAGAAGAUGAAGGAGAUCCUCUCAGAUCAAGACACAUCCAGCAUAAACUGGAGCGUCCAACCUGACGGGGAGAUCUUCCAGCAGCAGAAAACACAAGAAAACACACAAGAGAAGAGGUGUUUGAUCCAAUGAAACGCUAGACUCUUAUUCAAGCGACAACUUGUCCAAACAUUAAUAAAUAUUUAAGGAAAAUGCAUUCAUUAUAAAUUAAAGAUGUUC